Molecule: messenger RNA, 2044 nt
Organism: Cuscuta epithymum
Lineage: Eukaryota; Viridiplantae; Streptophyta; Magnoliopsida; Solanales; Convolvulaceae
Source: the annotation of a GenBank genome assembly
CUCAACCUUACACACCACACACAAAAAAGCCCUAAAUGAACACAUGUGGCCCUCGGAGGUCCUUCACUCAUGAGUUAGGUUCUAGUAAAGGACGUGACGUAUCAACUUUAUAAGAUUCCAAAUCCGAAGUUCCAAAUUCUGAGUUUUGGUUGGUGUCUCCUCAUUGACUCGCAUAGCUCACUCUCGGAAUCUAUCACCCGUCGUUUCGAUUGAUGGUUGCAGCGUCGUUGUACGGAGGAGCAACAGCGGCUGGUUGUGCAGUCCUUUUGCUUCACCUGGUUAAUUUUUUCACUUUCUAUCUUCUUGUGGAAGGGCAGGCAAGCGUGCCAAAACAAAUGUGAACCUAAGUUUGAGACAGAGGAAGUGAUUUGUAGGAUAAAGGGUCAAUAGUUGUGUGGUGCAAUCAGUGUUUGAAAUUGCGGCGCGCCUCCUCAAUUUCCAGGAAUGUUGCGAUUAAAGGCGAACCUUAUUUUACGCCAUAAGAAGGCUUACGCAUUUUGGGGCUGACGCGUACAAUAUAAGAGAUUUAGAAGCACUCCCAUGGCUGAUCUAAAAGAACGGCUGCUUCCUACAAAAUAUGCACCAUCAGUUGCAAACACAAGAGAGGCAUCUUAUAGGUCAUCAGCUUCUGGUCGUCAACCAUUCCAAGGUCUGGACGUCCCAGGCCUUAAAAAGCGUGGCCAGGGAGUUCGGUCUUGGAUCCGUGUAGAAGUUUCUGGAAACUCCCAAGUCAUUGAGGUUGACAAGUUCACAAUGAUGCGCCGCUGUGAUCUCCCGGCACGUGAUCUUCGGCUACUUGACCCAUUAUUUGUGUACCCUUCAACGAUUCUUGGAAGAGAGAGGGCCAUUGUUGUUAACCUUGAGCAGAUUAGGUGUAUUAUUACGGCAGAUGAGGUUCUACUUUUGAACUCUCUUGACAGUUAUGUUCUUCAGUAUGUGGUGGAGUUGCAGAGGCGGUUGCAGUCUGGUGGGGUUGGUGAGGUUUGGCAACCGGAAGGUCCUCAGUUGAGCCGAAGGAGAGGAAGUAGUAGGAAUCUUGAGAGUAUAUUUGGGAACUCAUCACCUGAUUAUUUACCUUUUGAGUUCCGCGCUCUUGAAGUUGCUCUUGAAUCCGCUUGCACUUUUCUUGAUUCUCAGGCGGCAGAGCUAGAAAUUGAAGCAUACCCUUUGUUGGAUGAACUUACAUCAAAGAUAAGCACAUUGAAUCUGGAGCGUGUUCGUCGUUUGAAAAGUAGACUUGUUGCCUUGACGCGUCGUGUUCAAAAGGUUAGGGAUGAGAUAGAGCAACUUAUGGAUGAUGACGGUGACAUGGCUGAAAUGUAUCUUACUGAGAAGAAACAACGGAUGGAAUCAUCAUUGGUUUACGGUGAUCAAUCUUUGAUUGGGUAUAGAUCAACUGACGGUGUGAUGUCUGUUUCCGCUCCGGUUUCUCCGGUUUCUUCUCCUCCAGAUAGCAACAGGAAGCUUGAGAAGAGUUUGAGCAUAGCCAGAAGCCGGCACGAGAGCAUGAGAAGUUCAGAGAGUGUUGUAGAGGCACAAAGUAUAGAGGAGCUUGAGAUGCUGUUAGAAGCUUAUUUUGUUGUCAUUGAUAGCACCCUCAACAAGUUAACUUCGCUCAAGGAGUAUAUUGAUGAUACAGAAGAUUUCAUCAACAUUCAGCUGGUAUGUAUCUUCAACAUAUGAUCAUAACACACAAAAAAUCACCUGAAGGUGUGGUGUGGUGCAAUGAGAUUUGAAGCUUUAAGGUGGUGUAGCUGUAAAAGAACAAUAGGAAAUAUUACUACCAGAGACAAUGUGCGGAACCAACUUAUACAGUUUGAGCUGAUACUAACCACUGCAACAUUCGUAGUUGCAAUCUUUGGUGUGGUUGCGGGUAUAUUUGGAAUGAAUUUUGAGAUCCCGAUGUUCCAAUACGACAAUGCGUUUAAAUGGGUGCUUAUAAUCACCGGGGUUUGUGGACUCGUGAUUUUCCUCUCCUUUCUGUGGUAUUUUAAGUACAGAAGAUUGAUGCCACUAUAGAUAGCAGAGAUUUGAAAGAAUUGGG